Molecule: messenger RNA, 1547 nt
Organism: Salvelinus sp. IW2-2015
Lineage: Eukaryota; Metazoa; Chordata; Actinopteri; Salmoniformes; Salmonidae
Gene: c1d
Product: C1D nuclear receptor corepressor
Biological process (GO): maturation of 5.8S rRNA; regulation of gene expression
Cellular component (GO): nucleolus; exosome (RNase complex)
Molecular function (GO): DNA binding; RNA binding
Source: RefSeq, a predicted model, not a curated record
CGAUAGGCGAAACACAAAACAUAGAAGAAGAGAAUGUUGCCGCCUAUGUAUUUCCGGUUGGACUACAACGUGUGGAGAAACAGACAACAUGGCAGAGGACAUCCCUGUGGAAGACUACCCUACUGAGAUUGAGGAGCAGCUCACAGGGUUUGAGUCAUCAGUCGGUGCUGUCAACAACAUGGUGCAGACCAUCCUAUCCAUGCCAAGAAAUGAGCUGGUGCAAAAACUGGAUCCUCUGGAACAAGCCAAGCUGGACCUGAUGUCUGCAUAUACCCUCAACUCUCUUUUCUGGAUGUACUUGGUCACACAAGGAAUAAACCCAAAAGAACAUGCAAUCAAACAAGAGUUGGAGAGGAUCAGGACAUAUAUGAACCGUGUGAAGGAGAUCACUGACAGGAGGAAAGCAGCCCGUCUGAACAAAGCAGCUAUGUCUCGCUUCCUCAGGAACGCAUUGUGGAAACUUGAGGAAGGGAAGUCAAAGAACACGCCGGGUMSUGACCCCCAGGACACGCCGGGUMSUGACCCCCAGGACACGCCGGGUCCUGACCCCCAGGACACGCCGGGUCCUGACCCCCAGGACACGCCGGGCCGUGCCCCCCAGCACACGCCGGGUCGAGGCCAGCGCACUCCGGGUCGAGGCCAGCGCACUCCGGGUCGAGGCCAGCGCACUCCGGGUCGCGGUCACCACACUCCGGGUCGCGGCCACCGCACGCCAGGUCGCGGCCAGCACAAACGCUUUGAUGGCCAUCAGUCAAAAGGACCCAAACUCAGCUGAGAGGAGGUGGUGCAACACCAGGGGCUGGUUCCUUGCUGGCCUCUACCACGUUUCCUUGGUCCCCUUUUCUUUUUUUCUACUUUGUUUUUAUUGUAGGAACACAAAGAAAGUACAAAUAAAGUAAAAUAAAAGAACAACAAAAAAGAUCUGGCAGUUAGUCAAAUUGUUUUAGUUUAUUUCCACUCUUCAAACAUUUUAAAGAAGUCAUUGUCAUAACAUCAGACAAAAUGUCUGGAUGAUCUUGGCCCCCUUUUCUAUGUGCACCUGUCUGAAAGGACCUGAUAGGUGCAAGCAGCGCCUUAUCACUUGUUACCAUGGACACGGGACUCAUGAUCCACUGGUGUUUUUGUAAUGCGCGCACACACACACACACAUUUCUUUGUGCACAAAUAGAAGUUCAUCAAAUUGUUUACGUUUAUUUUCACUCUUCAAACAUUUUAAAGAAGUCAUUGUCAUAACAUCAGACAAAAUGUCUGGAUGAUCUUGAUGUUCUAACAGCCCUAUUAUCUUAGACUAGAACGAUACUUUUUAUAUGCAUCUGUUUCAUUUAGACAUCAAAACGUAGUUUGUUUGUUGCCUACUGUGAUUAAAGAAUGCCGCUCUGGAAACCGCCUCCGACGCUCGUGAUCAUGUCAAUGUAGAUCCGACAUGGCGCCCGUGUUUAGAAAGUAUUGCGUUUUGAUUGGUUAACACUGUCUUAUGUCUGUAUUGGAUCUAUCUGGUUUCUGUCUGUUUCAAAUGACAACUAUAAAGUCUUUAUUGAUGCACGGUA